CAUGGCAAAAUGCGGAGCAUGCGGCCCGGGAUACGCAACUCCUCUGGACGCCAUGAAAGGUCCCCGGGAGGAGGUUGUGUACCUGCCGUGUAUCUACAGAAACACAGGGGUCGAGAAGCCUGACUACCUGGCCACGGUGGACGUGGACCCCAAAUCUCCACACUAUUCUCAGGUGAUCCAUCGCCUGCCCAUGCCGAAUCUUAAGGAUGAGCUCCAUCAUUCCGGGUGGAAUGCCUGUAGCAGCUGCUUUGGGGAUGCCACAAAGAGAAGAAAUCGUCUGAUUCUACCAAGUCUCAUCUCUUCUCGAAUUUACGUGGUGGAUGUGGGAACAGACUUGCGAGCUCCUAGAAUCCAUAAGGUUGUUGAGCCAGUGGAGUUGUUCCGGAAGGGUAACGUGGCUAAUCCUCACACCUCUCACUGUCUGGGCAGUGGUGACAUCUUGAUCAGCUGCUUGGGAGACCCUUCUGGCAAUGGAAAAGGUGGCUUUAUUUUGCUGGAUGGAGAGACCUUUGAAGUGAAAGGAAAUUGGGAGAAGGGGGAAAAGGUGCCCUCCCUGGGCUAUGACUUCUGGUAUCAGCCGCGACACAAUGUCCUGAUGAGCACUGAGUGGGGAGCCCCAAAAGUCUUGGCAGAUGGCUUUAACCCAGCUGAUGUAGAGAGAGGGCAUUACGGCCGCCGCAUUAACGUGUGGGACUGGAGCACUCACACCCACAUUCAGGCGAUUGACUUAGGGAAGGGCUCCAUUCCUUUGGAAAUUCGGUUCCUCCACGAUCCGGAUGCUGCAGAAGGGUUUGUUGGAUGUGCUCUGAGUGGUGCGGUGCACCGGUUCUACAAGACGGAGAAAGGAGACUGGGCAGCAGAGAAGGUGAUCGAAGUACCGAGCAAGAAGGUGCAGGGAUGGCUUCUCCCUGACAUGCCUGGUCUUAUUACUGAUAUCCUCAUCUCGCUGGACGACAGGUUCCUGUAUUUCAGCAAUUGGAUACAUGGAGACAUCCGCCAGUACGAUAUCUCCGACACCCGCAAGCCCAGGCUGGUGGGACAGGUGUUUCUGGGAGGCAGCAUCACAAAAGGUGGACCUGUGACUGUAGUGGAAGACCAGGAAUUGCAGAGUCAGCCAGAGCCGUUUGUGAUCAAAGGGAAGAAGGUGCCAGGUGGACCUCAGAUGAUUCAGCUUAGCUUGGAUGGGAAGAGAUUAUAUGUCACCAACUCUCUCUACAGUGGAUGGGACAAGCAGUUCUACCCAGAUCUUGUCAAGGAAGGCUCUGUUAUGCUGCAGAUUGAUGUGGAUACUGAAAAAGGUGGAUUGAAAGUGAAUAAAAACUUCCUAGUGGAUUUUGGGAAGGAACCUGAUGGGCCUGCCCUGGCUCAUGAGAUUCGUUACCCUGGUGGAGACAGUACCUCUGAUAUCUGGAUCUAAUUGUUGUCUGGAGCCAUUUUCUUUUUUUUUCUUCCUGGUUUUUUUUUUUUACUUUUUCUUCCUCUCUCUCCUCCUUGUCCUCCACUUCCCUUUUAUUUAGGUGAAUCGGUUCAUCUGGGAUUUUGUCCGCUGUCUAAAUGUAGGCUUCCAUUAGGGUGAGCCACAGAAGCUCC
Messenger RNA from Tauraco erythrolophus (red-crested turaco), 1590 nucleotides. RefSeq names its product methanethiol oxidase. The record is from RefSeq and is a predicted model, not a curated record. NCBI's taxonomy places the organism in Eukaryota, Metazoa, Chordata, Aves, Musophagiformes, Musophagidae. Gene Ontology annotation, molecular function: selenium binding; protein binding.